AGUAAGUGCAGAACUUUAGGGGUGAUGUGAUAUGAUUGUACAACUUAUUUACAAAUGGUUUGUGAGAGGAAGAGAAUGAAAAUAUGGCAAAAUGUUAAUAAUCAGGCCCGGGAUGGCCUCCCAGAACCGCGACCCAGCUGCUGUCAGCGUCGCCGCCGCCCGCAAAGGAGCCGAGCCCCGCGGGGGCGCCGCCCGGGACCCGGUGGGCAAGAGGCUACAGCAGGAGCUGAUGACCCUCAUGAUGUCUGGUGACAAAGGCAUCUCUGCCUUCCCUGAAUCCGACAACCUUUUCAAAUGGGUGGGGACCAUCCAUGGGGCAGCAGGCACAGUUUAUGAAGACCUGAGGUAUAAGCUCUCUCUGGAGUUCCCCAGUGGCUACCGUUACAAUGCGCCCACGGUGAAGUUCCUCAUACCCUGCUACCACCCCAACGUGGACACCCAGGGAAACAUCUGCCUGGACAUCCUGAAGGACAAGUGGUCUGCCCUGUAUGAUGUCAGGACCAUCCUGCUGUCCAUCCAGAGCCUGCUAGGAGAACCAAACAUUGAUAGUCCUUUGAACACGCAUGCUGCCGAGCUCUGGAAAAACCCCACAGCCUUUAAGAAGUAUCUGGAAGAAACCUACUCAAAGCAGGUCUCCAGCCAAGAUCCCUGACUGUCCAGCCUCUCUCUUUGUGUUGUCUUUUUAUUUUCUCCUUAGAUAGUCUUUCUCUUCAUUUCUGUCUAGGACUCUGUAUCUUAAGCUGUGGUGUCAUUUUUGUUUUGUUUCUGUUUUUUAAAUUAAGUCUCUGGUUGAGCC
This is a messenger RNA of Zalophus californianus (California sea lion), 796 nucleotides long. RefSeq names its product ubiquitin-conjugating enzyme E2 C-like. The coding region runs from base 92 to 652 and encodes 186 amino acids. The transcript has a single exon. The record is from RefSeq and is a predicted model, not a curated record. Lineage: Eukaryota; Metazoa; Chordata; Mammalia; Carnivora; Otariidae.